Messenger RNA from Microcebus murinus (gray mouse lemur), 3023 nucleotides. RefSeq names its product sodium voltage-gated channel beta subunit 2 (gene SCN2B). Gene Ontology annotation, molecular function: sodium channel regulator activity. Gene Ontology annotation, cellular component: voltage-gated sodium channel complex; plasma membrane. Gene Ontology annotation, biological process: cardiac muscle cell action potential involved in contraction; membrane depolarization during cardiac muscle cell action potential; regulation of sodium ion transmembrane transporter activity. Lineage: Eukaryota; Metazoa; Chordata; Mammalia; Primates; Cheirogaleidae. The record is from RefSeq and is a predicted model, not a curated record.
UCUCACUCUCCCUCUCUCUCCCUCCCUUAUCCAACUCCCUCUCUCUCUGCUUUUAGCCGCUACCUAUAAGCCGGCCAUAUUAGAGAGAUGGAAAUAAAGCCUCCUUAAUGUUGUAUAUGUCUUUGAAGUACAUCUGUGCAUUUUUUUGUUUUUAGCAUCUAACCACUCCUCCCUCAUUGUCCUCAGCCCCUCAAAUCACGCUGUCCCCUAGCCCACCCGACUAACAUCUCAGUCUCUGAAAAUGCACAGAGAUGCCUGGCUACCUCGCCCUGCCUUCAGUCUCACGGGGCUCAGUCUCUUUUUCUCUUUGGUGCCACCAGGGCAGAGCAUGGAGGUCACAGUACCUACCACCCUCCAUGUCCUCAAUGGCUCUGAUGCCCGCCUGCCCUGCACCUUCAACUCCUGCUACACAGUGAACCACAAGCAGUUCUCCCUGAACUGGACUUACCAGGAGUGCAGUAACUGCUCCGAGGAGAUGUUCCUCCAGUUCCGCAUGAAGAUCAUUAACCUGAAGCUGGAGAGGUUCCGCGACCGCGUGGAGUUCUCGGGGAACCCCAGCAAGUAUGACGUGUCGGUGACGCUGAGAAACGUGCAGAUGGAGGACGAGGGCAUCUACAACUGCUACAUCAUGAACCCGCCCGACCGCCACCGCGGCCACGGCAAGAUCUACCUGCAGAUCCUCAUGGAAGAGCCCCCCGAGCGGGACUCCACGGUGGCAGUGAUUGUGGGUGCGUCCGUGGGGGGCUUCCUGGCUGUGGUCAUCUUGGUGCUGGUGGUGGUCAAGUGCGUGAGGAGGAAAAAAGAGCAGAAGCUGAGCACGGACGACCUGAAGACGGAGGAAGAGGGCAAGACCGACGGCGAGGGCAACGCGGAGGACGGCCCCAAGUAACGGCAGCCGCCCUGCAGCCUCCCGCGUCCGUGUCCUCCCACUCUCCGCCCUGUACAGUGACCCUGCCUGCCCUCUCUUGGUGUGCUUCCCUUGACCCGAGACCCCCGGGGCCGGCCUGGAGCCUCCUGAACCUCACACUUCGUAUCCCCCGCCCUGCACCAAGAGCGACCACCUCUCUUCCAUCUGAGAAACCUGCCAUGGCAUCUGGGACGUUGGGCCCUGGGGAGGGGAGAGAAGGGGCUCCAGCCUGCCAGCCCCUGAGGGGUGGAGCAGGCGCAGGGGUGGGGGAGGAGGCCAGCUGUCCAGCCUGCCCAGGGCUUGGUCUGGUGGCGGCUUCAGAGAGGACCUGGCGGGGAGGGGAGGGCUGUCCUGUGCUGACCAGAGCAGCCUCACGAAGGCCUCGGGAGCGGCCUCACUGUGCUCCUCCAGCUGCUCCCAGUGCAGCCCCAUUGGGCUGGGGGUUGGGGAUGAGCUCCUAAAAUUUGGGGGUGGGGAGGCAUGCUAAGGGAUGACUGAGCAUUUCCAGGGCGCAGAAAGAAAUCCAGGGCCAGGGCCUUGGCCCAGGGAGCUUGUUCUGGCCUCGUUUCCAUUGCCAGCAGCCUCCUCUGGUGUCUGCUGCCUGCCAGUCCCUUGGGACUGUUGGCGAGGACAGUGCUGGGAGAACUGCUCCAGGUAGGGGUCACGUUCCACCAUAGGUACCACCAGCAGGAGGCCAGUUUCAAAGUCAGCUGAGGACGGGAGUGGUGGGGGCUGCAUGCAGACAGAGUUUGUGCAGACCACCCUCCCCAGUGGGUGUCCACCUCCUCCUGGGCGGGGCGCACAGUGGGGCAGCUCGCCUUAGGGCUUCCGUGUGGACUUUCCCAGCUGCCCUUGGUGGGGUUUCCAGCUGGCUGUGAGCUAGACAGCAGGGAAGGGAAGGCUGAGGCAAUGGCGAGGGGAGGCCUUGGAGCCCCUGAGAGCUGCAGCCAGCCCUGUUCCAUCUGCAGCCAUAUUCCACGUGCCCCUGCCCACAGCUCCCUAUGAGGGGACCAAAGUCGCAUUUGUGGGGAGCCAACUUUCACUGCCACCAUACUCACAUUCCAAGGGAACUGUUUAAGCCUGAGAGCAGGAGAAAGGCAGAAACAGAAACUGCUGACUCAGAGAAUACCACCUUGGAAGACUCUCAGAGAUCAACUAGCUAAGUCACUUAUACUACAGAGGGGGAAACUGAGGUUCCAACUGACAGAUACUGAGGGUCCUGCUUUCUUCUCUAGCUGCUCUGGCUCCAGUCUGAAUCAACAGAGCCAUAGUUUUCCCUGUGAGGGUUAGGGUGGGCUCGCCCAGCCCUGACCUCUCCCAGGAGCCUCUCGGGGCUGGGACAAGGAGGAGGGAGGGAGGGAGGGGGCGGGAGGGCCCCAGCAUGGCCUAGCCUUCUUAGCUCACCCGCACACCUGCCCCUGCUCAGGGAGUUAGGUGCCCAGGGCAAGGAAUAAGUUUGGGGAAAGGGGGUGGAAACAAGACUGUGACAGUCUCAGGGACCAAUCCUGCCUCUGCCCAUCAGAUGGCCAAUUUGGGGAGAGAGCAAUAGUGUAUGGGAGGUUCAGCUUAAUUCACUUCAGUUCAACAGUCAUUUAUUGAGCAUCUGCUAUGUGCCAGACACCAUGCUGGGUGCCGGGAUGCACACAAAGCCAUACUGAGUUGGAGACUGCCAGGUCAGCAAUAGGGAGUAGGGACCAAGAUUAAUUUUUUGGUGCAUCUAAUUCCACCUCUGCAGCCACUGCUUCCAGGGCUAGAGUUGGGGGUGGGGAAGGAAGAGCUUCUAGAGUCUUGGCCCUGGGAAGGGAGGAAAGAAGGAAGAUACAACAGGGAUGAGGGUGCAGAGGCCAGGCAGCGUGGCACGGGAGACUGGGGGAGAUGAGCACCCAGACUGAUAUCGCCUGGGUGAGGUGAGUCCAGCCCAUCUGGAAGUUCUAACUCAUCAGCUCAGUACCUAACUGCCAAUCAACACACUGCCAACCGGGGUAGGCUAAGCCACCAGGAUGCCUGGAGCCGGUGGACACUGCCCAUCCUCUGAGCUGACCAGCUGGGGGCCGAGAGGUGGGUGGUGGGCACCUCAUGCCGGCUGAGACCAAGGGUGGUUGUAUACAUUUCUGCA